UGCUCACCUGAACACGACACUGCAAGGAGUCGUUCUCUCUCUGCUGCAGAAACAGUCCGGAUUGCAUCAAGACAACACAGAUCUUUCGAUACAAUGGCCUACUCCAAGCCCAAACCACCUUCUCUCUGGCUCUGCUCAGAAAGCUGAGUGAAGACAACAAGACUGCAAACAUCUUCUUCUCUCCAUUCAGCAUCUCUUCAGCUCUGGCUAUGAUGUUGCUGGGAGCCAGAGGAGACACAGCCACUCAGAUGUCAGAGUGCUUGAAAAUCAAAGAUUGUCAGGAUGAUGUCCACACCCUGUUUGCUAAACUGCUGAGUGAGAUCAACAAUCCUGAAGCUUCAUUUGCUCUCAGUGUUGCCAACAGACUGUAUGGAGAGAAGUCCUACAACUUUCUUCAGGAGUUUUUGACCCAAACAAAAACUCACUACAACGCAGAGCUGGAGGCUGUGGACUUCAGAACCAGCAGUGAGGAAGCCAGGAUGAAGAUCAACAACUGGGUGGAGGAGAAAACACAAGGUAAAAUCAAGGAUAUUGUGGCUGAGGGAGUAGUGGACAGCAUGACCAGGAUGGUUCUGGUUAAUGCCAUCUACUUUAAAGCUGCCUGGGAAAAACAAUUCUUUGAAUCUCAUACUAAAGAGGAUCAGUUCAGACUCAACAAGAAAACAACAACACCAGUACAGAUGAUGUGUCAGAGAGAUGAUUUCCCCUUCACUGUUAUUGAUGAAGUCAACUGUCAGAUCCUGGAGAUGCCUUAUAAAGGAAAGGAACUGAGCAUGCUCAUCAUUUUACCCAAUGACAUAGAAGACGAUAUAACAGGUCUGGAGAAGCUAGAGAAAAUUCUUACCUAUGAGAAGUUCAUGGAGUGGACUCAUCCAGACAAGAUGAAGAGCUGUAAGGUUGUGGUGAAGCUGCCUCGAUUCAAGCUGGAGGAGACGUAUGACCUGAAUGAAGUCCUGACCAGCAUGGGCAUGGUGGACGCUUUUGACCAGACAAAGAGUGACUUCUCUGGUAUGUCUGGAAACAAGGAGCUCGUUCUGUCCAAAGUCUCUCACAAAGCUUUUGUUGACGUCAACGAGGAGGGAACUGAAGCUGCUGCUGCUACUAGUGUAAAAAUGGAACUUCAAUGUUAUGUACCACCAUCAUUCUUCACCGCCCACCCCUUCCUCUUCUUCAUCCGCCAUAAUCCCACCCUGACCGUUCUUUUUGCUGGUCGCUUCUGCUGCCCUCAGUGAAAUUUAUAUCUGCAAGAUGAAAGGCUGGAUUUAAUGCAGCGAUAUUUAGUUACAAAUUAUAUAGAGGGCAGUAAAGGUCAAUCCAGCUGGUCAAAUAUUAUUAUCAUGCAGAUAGAUUAUCAUGGCAUACAUAUAUGUGUUUUGGCUCUUACAUUUCUACGAAGUCAUGUUAAAAAAAUUGCAGUUACUUUGAAAAUAUUGUUUUUAGACUAAACACAAAACAAAAAGCUGUAAUAAUCUCAUUGCACAUCAUGAACUGAGUCAUUUAAACCUAAAACCUUUUGAUUCAGUUUUAGCAAUCAGUUUUCUGUAUUUUAGAUACCAUCAACUCUAGUGAGUUUGAUCAACCUGAAAUUAAGUUCAGCUGUCCUUCUGGUAUUUUCUUGACAUUUUCCUCAUGUUGCAAAUCUUCACUUCACUGAAACAGCAGCAUAGCCAUAAUAAAAGAUGGUGGUGGGAGUAUCAUGCUCUGGAGUGAUUUCUCUUCAUAUUCUUUACAACUUUGGCAUUUGAAUUUUGGACAAUGAAAAAAAGAGUAUAAAUAAUUUUACAGAUGA
Molecule: messenger RNA, 1789 nt
Organism: Poeciliopsis prolifica (blackstripe livebearer)
Lineage: Eukaryota; Metazoa; Chordata; Actinopteri; Cyprinodontiformes; Poeciliidae
Product: leukocyte elastase inhibitor-like
Biological process (GO): negative regulation of endopeptidase activity
Molecular function (GO): serine-type endopeptidase inhibitor activity
Source: RefSeq, a predicted model, not a curated record